Messenger RNA from Jaculus jaculus (lesser Egyptian jerboa), 3065 nucleotides. It is a transcript of the gene Rimklb, whose product is annotated as ribosomal modification protein rimK like family member B. Lineage: Eukaryota; Metazoa; Chordata; Mammalia; Rodentia; Dipodidae. The record is from RefSeq and is a predicted model, not a curated record. Gene Ontology annotation, molecular function: ATP binding; metal ion binding; ligase activity, forming carbon-nitrogen bonds. Gene Ontology annotation, biological process: protein modification process. Gene Ontology annotation, cellular component: cytoplasm. Bases 44 to 1273 code for a protein of 409 amino acids. The transcript is spliced from 6 exons.
AAAAUUUGCCUUUCCAUGCACAAAGGCAUUGUGUUCACUGCAGAUGCGGAUUAGGACAAAAGUUUACCUUGAAGAGAAAAUAACCCAGAAAAGGAAAAACAAGCAGAUCAAGAUGUGUAGCUCUGUGGCUGCCAAACUGUGGUUUUUGACAGAUCGUCGCAUCAGGGAAGAUUAUCCCCAAAAAGAGAUUUUACGAGCUUUGAAGGCCAAGUGUUGUGAGGAGGAACUGGACUUCAGGGCUGUGGUGAUGGAUGAAGUGGUACUGACAAUCGAGCAAGGAAAUCUGGGUCUACGGAUCAAUGGAGAGCUAAUCUCUGCCUACCCACAGGUAGUGGUAGUGAGAGUUCCAACCCCUUGGGUGCAAAGUGACAGUGAUAUUACUGUUUUACGCCACCUAGAGAAGAUGGGAUGCCGACUGAUGAACCGACCUCAAGCCAUCCUGAACUGUGUUAAUAAAUUCUGGACAUUUCAAGAGUUAGCUGGCCAUGGUGUUCCUCUGCCAGAUACCUUUUCUUAUGGUGGCCAUGAAAAUUUUGCCAAAAUGAUCGAUGAAGCAGAAGUUCUUGAGUUCCCGAUGGUAGUGAAGAACACACGAGGGCAUAGAGGCAAAGCUGUUUUCUUGGCACGAGAUAAGCACCACUUGGCUGAUCUAAGUCAUCUUAUUCGCCAUGAAGCUCCAUACCUGUUUCAGAAGUAUGUAAAAGAGUCUCAUGGAAGGGAUGUACGUGUCAUUGUUGUGGGAGGCCGUGUAGUUGGCACCAUGUUACGUUGUUCUACAGAUGGAAGGAUGCAAAGCAACUGCUCACUAGGUGGUGUAGGGAUGAUGUGCUCGCUGAGUGAACAAGGGAAGCAGCUAGCUAUCCAGGUGUCUAAUAUCCUGGGGAUGGAUGUGUGUGGCAUUGACCUGCUGAUGAAAGAUGACGGCUCCUUCUGUGUCUGCGAGGCCAAUGCAAAUGUAGGUUUCAUUGCCUUUGAUAAGGCUUGUAAUCUAGAUGUAGCUGGUGUCAUAGCUGACUAUGCCGCCUCCCUCCUGCCCUCUGGCCGGCUCACCCGGCGUAUGUCCCUGCUGUCUGUGGUGUCCACGGCCAGUGAGACUAGUGAGCCGGAGCUGGGUCCCCCUGCCAGCACUGCUGUCGACAACAUGAGCGCAAGUUCCAGCUCUGUUGACAGCGACCCUGAAAGCACCGAGCGAGAGCUGCUCGCCAAGCUCCCAGGGGGCCUGUUCAACAUGAACCAGCUACUAGCCAAUGAAAUCAAACUCCUGGUGGAGUGACUCCACUGGUGAAUAGCUAACCAAGAAACAACAAACCUUGUAAAAUUUGCUCCCCCCCUUCUUCUUCUCCUUCUACUUCUUCGUCUUUCUUUUUAACCAACUUGCAAUGCUGUUCAGAGUCCACUCAGGAGGCUGGAAGAAAGUUGGUAAGGCAGGUUAGAAGGGGAACAGAUAGGACCUCUGCUAGUGACAUGGUGCUGACUUUCAUUUACAGAUUCAUGGAGAGGCAGAAAAGGUUAAAAAUAGAAAAGUGACAGGCACUCAUGGUUAGUAUUUUAAGUUAAUAAAAAGCUAUAUGGUCUUGGGCUAUGAGAAACAUGAAAAUUUUGUUCAUGGUCCUUUGCUUUUGUUAUUAUUCAAAAUUGUUUUGGUUCAAAUUUCUGGUAGUAUGACUUCACAAAAUAUUGCAAGAUUUAUAAAAAGAAAAACAUCUGUCUAAAUUACAAAGCAAUUUAAUAUAUAAAAUCUGAAAAUUCUGCCAAUUCUGUUAUCUAGUAGCUUUAGCUCAUAGAUGUUUAUGAAAUCUUAAGGGGCUCUUAUUGGGAUUUCUCAUUUUAAUGUUUGUCUUUCUUUUUUCCCCGCAAUUUGGGUGGGAGGGUAAAGUGACUAUUACCCAAUAAAGAUUUUUUUAAUAACAAAAUUGGCAUGUUUGCAUGAUGAAAGGAAAAUGAACAGUAUUGCAAUGUCUGGUAUAUAAAGUAACAUUUACUCAAUGUAGAUAAAGUUACACUAGUUUAGAAUUUGUGCAUUGACUUGUAUUUGUUAGUGUUUUAGUCUUUUUUGAAAGCUAUAUAAUCUGUUAAUGUUGCAUUUUUUACUUCAUGCUAGUCUAACAUUCCCUGCUCUAUGACUGCAUCGUUAACAAUGGCCAAAGUUCAGAAAAUGCUACUUGUUUUUUGUUAACAAGAUGCUGACUUGAAACACUUUUAAAGAUCUUUUAGUUUUCCUUUUUUCUUUUAAUGAGUUGUAUUUUUAACAAAUAAGGACAGGGAACUUUUUUGGGAGGCAAAUCAAGGUCCUGAUUUAAACGCAGCAUUACGUAUUUAAAUUUUUCACAUUUUACAAGGUAGUAUAUGUGUAUGUGCGUGCACGCAUGCAUGUGUAUGUGUUUUACUCUUUGUUUACACAAACCAAACAAAAAAGAUAGAUUCUAGAGAAUGGAGCAUGAUGGAAACUCAGUUUUUACUUUAUAAAGGAGUUGUUUAAUGACAUGGACUCCAUUAAUGUAGAGAUACUCAUCUAAAGACAUUAGGUAGGAAAAUAGAUGUCUCUUAGGUCUUAUAUGUAUGUAUGUUGUUUGUUUUUCUCUGUUUUUAGACUUGUUCAGUGUAUGAUUUGUUCAAGGGUACAUGCUUGUCUUCAUUGCUAUGGCUAUGCAUUUUCUCAUUUACAUGUAGGCUUUGAUGGGGUGGUCUGGAUGUUUUUGUUUGGGGAUUUAUUUAACCUUAUUGAUUUUCAUAUAGCCCUCUUAAGCCUUCAGUACUGACCACUCUAUAUUCCUUUACCUUUUGAGCUUAUAAAAGCCCCCAAACUGCAUAUAAUAUGAUCCUUUAAAACAUGGAUAAGACUAUCCCAAUGAUGGGUUUGGAAGGUAUGUUAAGAAAUGAAGUUGCUACAGAGCUCAACAUAAUUUUUUAAACAGCAAAUUCCAUCUCCUUACAAAUUCUCUGAAGCGUUUACCCAAGUACUUUCUUGCCUCUCCAGUGCUAUUUCCUUUCAUAUGGACCUAACAUAAUUUCUUGGACACUACUUAGAGACUUUGAGGCAAUAAUAAAAGAUCAGUAUUAACCAA